Molecule: messenger RNA, 4037 nt
Organism: Trifolium pratense (red clover)
Lineage: Eukaryota; Viridiplantae; Streptophyta; Magnoliopsida; Fabales; Fabaceae
Product: serine/threonine-protein kinase BRI1-like 1
Exons: 1
Coding region: 159-3824 (1221 amino acids)
Biological process (GO): protein phosphorylation; hormone-mediated signaling pathway
Cellular component (GO): plasma membrane
Molecular function (GO): ATP binding; protein binding; protein kinase activity
Source: RefSeq, a predicted model, not a curated record
AUGAGACACCCACACGGACACACAAGAUAAGACAAAAAAAGUAGCAUAAAGUAAAGUAAUUAUUAAUUACUUAAUUAUUUUAUUUUCCUUCAUUAUUUUGAUGAAACAAAAAACAAAAGAAACAAAGAAAGAAUCAAAACUCAGAAGAAGUGUUAGAAAUGAAAAAAAGAGAAGAAAUCAAACCAAUUCAAACACCAUCAACAAAAAUGUCAUGUAAAUUUUCACCAACAAGAACAACAAGUGUUAUUGUUCUUCAUAUGUUUGUUUCAUUCAUAACACUAACCUUAACAACAUCAACAACAACAACAACAACAACCUUUGAUUCAACAACGUUGUUGUUAAACAAUUUCAAACACUCAAACAUAAUUUCUGAUCCAAAAAACUUCCUUUCAAAUUGGUCACUUUCUUCUUCCCCUUGUUUAUGGCAAGGUAUCACUUGUUCACUUUCCGGCCAAAUCACCACCGUUAACCUCACCGGAGCUUCACUUUCUGGUAAAAGUUUCAAUCUUUUCACCUUCACUUCAAUACCCACUUUACAAAACCUUCUCUUACAUGGAAAUUCCUUCACUUCUUUCAACCUCUCUGUUUCAAAACCUUGUUCUCUUGUCACACUUGAUCUUUCUUCCACCAAUUUCUCAGGAAUUUUCCCUUUUGAAAAUUUUGUUACUUGUUAUAGUCUUAGUUACCUCAAUUUGUCUAGAAAUUUGAUAACUUCAACAAAUAAUAAUUUUUUAGGGUUUGGUUCUUCUUUGAUUCAACUUGAUAUGUCUAGAAACAUGUUUUCUGAUGUUGAUUUUGUUGUUGAAGUUGUUACAAAGUUUGAAAGUUUGGUUUUUGUUAAUUUUUCUGACAACAAAAUCCAUAGUCAAAUCAGUGAUUCACUUGUUCCUUCUGUGAAUUUGUCAACUUUGGAUUUGUCUCAUAAUUUGUUGUUUGGAAAAUUACCCUCUAAAAUUGUUGGUGAUAGUGUUAAAAUUUUGGAUCUUUCAAGCAACAAUUUUUCAUUAGGGUUUUCUGAGUUUGAUUUUGGGGAUUGUAAGAAACUUGUUUGGUUGAAUUUAUCUCACAAUGUGAUAUCCGAUUUUGAGUUUCCACAAAGUUUGAGAAAUUGUCAAGUGUUGGAAAGUUUGGAUCUUUCUCAAAAUCAAUUUAAGAUGAAGAUUCCUGGUGUUGUUCUUGGUGAGUUGAAGAAUUUGAAGGAACUUUAUUUAGGGAAUAAUCUAUUUUAUGGAGAAAUAUCUAAGGAGCUUGGAAGUGUUUGUGAGAGUUUGGAAAUUCUUGAUCUUUCUAUGAAUAAGCUUUCUGGUGAGUUUCCUUUGGUUUUUGAAAAAUGUUCAUCUUUGACGAGUCUUAACCUAGCUAAGAAUUUUCUAUAUGGUAAUUUCCUUGAAAAUGUUGUUAGCAAACUCUCUAGUCUUAGAUAUCUCUAUGUGUCAUUCAACAACAUAACCGGAAAUGUUCCUUGGUCGAUUGUUGCAAAUUGUACACAGCUUAAAGUUCUUGACCUAAGUUCGAAUGGUUUCACCGGCGAUGUUCCUUCGAUGUUUUGUCCUUCGAAAUUGGAGAAGUUGCUUCUAGCUGGUAAUCACCUUUCAGGGAAUGUUCCCGCAAAACUCGGUGAAUGCAAGAGUUUGAGAACAAUUGAUUUUAGCUUUAAUAAUUUGAGUGGUUCAAUACCUAAGGAAGUUUGGUUUUUGCCUAAUCUUUCUGACUUGAUUAUGUGGGCGAAUAGUCUCUCCGGCGAGAUUCCUGAAGGAAUUUGUGUCAAUGGAGGAAACCUCGAAGCAUUGAUUCUGAACAACAAUUUCAUUUCUGGUUCAAUUCCUAAGUCUAUUGCAAAUUGUACUAACAUGAUUUGGGUUUCGCUUGCUAGUAACCGUAUUACCGGAGAAAUACCUGCUGGUAUUGGGAAUCUGAACGAACUUGCUAUUCUGCAAUUAGGUAACAAUUCUCUGGUUGGAAAGAUUCCUCCCGACAUUGGAAUGUGCAAGAGACUAAUAUGGCUGGAUUUGACUAGCAAUAACCUCACCGGUUCUAUUCCGUCCCAGCUUGCGAAUCAAGCUGGAUUGGUUAUUCCGGGGAGUGUUUCGGGUAAGCAGUUUGCAUUUGUGAGAAAUGAAGGUGGUACUAAUUGUAGAGGCGCCGGAGGACUUGUUGAGUUUGAAGAUAUAAGGGCUGAGAGGCUUGAAAGUUUUCCUAUGGUUCAUUCUUGUCCAUUAACAAGAAUAUAUUCUGGUUAUACAGUUUAUACUUUUACCAACAAUGGAAGCAUGAUUUUCCUUGAUCUUUCUUACAAUUUCUUGUCGGGGGCUAUUCCAGAAAAUUUUGGCGCAAUGUCCUAUUUGCAGGUCUUAAAUCUAGGACACAAUAUGCUCAAUGGAAAAAUUCCAGAACGUUUUGGUGAUUUAAAAGCUCUAGGAGUGCUCGAUAUAUCUCAUAAUAGCCUUCAAGGAUUCAUCCCUGGAUCAUUACAAUCUCUAUCAUUUCUCAGUGACUUUGAUGUGUCGAAUAAUAACCUUAGUGGAUCAAUUCCUUCUGGUGGUCAGCUAACAACUUUCCCGGCGUCUAGAUACGAAAACAACUCGAACCUUUGUGGUGUUCCCUUACUGAAGAAAUGCGGCAGUUCAAAUCACUCGGUAACUUUGCGUACUUCGAAGAAGAAGCAACCUAUUGCAGUUUUGAUUGUCAUUUCGCUCCUUUUCUUCCUCUUGUUUGUUGUUGUGGUUUUAUUGGCUUCAUAUCGAGUUCAAAAGGCUCGGAAGAAGGAUGAAUUGAGGGAAAAGUAUGUAGAAAGUCUUCCAACAUCUGGUACCAGUAGUUGGAAGCUUUCAACCUUUCCUGAACCUCUGAGCAUCAACGUCGCUACGUUUGAGAAGCCUUUGCGCAAGUUGACGUUCGCACAUCUUCUCGAAGCUACCAACGGUUUCAGCUCAGAAAGUUUGAUAGGUUCAGGAGGUUUUGGGGAAGUGUAUAAGGCUAAGAUGAAAGACGGAAGUGUUGUUGCUAUCAAGAAACUCAUUCGUGUCACAGGUCAGGGAGACAGAGAGUUCAUAGCCGAAAUGGAAACGAUCGGGAAGAUUAAGCACAGGAACCUUGUUCCACUACUUGGUUACUGUAAAGUUGGAGAUGAAAGGCUACUUGUGUAUGAGUACAUGAAAUAUGGAAGUUUAGAAACUGUUCUACAUGAGAGGAACAAAAGUACAAAGCUUGCUUGGGAAACAAGAAAGAAGAUAGCACUAGGAUCAGCAAGAGGUCUUGCAUUUCUUCAUCACAGUUGCAUACCUCAUAUUAUACAUAGAGACAUGAAGUCAAGCAAUAUUCUUCUCGACGAAAAUUUUGAGGCUAGAGUUUCGGAUUUCGGUAUGGCGAGAUUGGUUAAUGCUCUUGACACUCAUCUCACAGUUAGCACACUUGCAGGAACACCAGGUUAUGUACCACCUGAAUACUAUCAAAGUUUUCGAUGCACAGCAAAAGGUGAUGUUUAUAGUUACGGUGUCAUACUGUUAGAACUUCUAUCAGGGAAGAGACCGAUCGAUUCUUCCGAGUUCGGAGAUGAUAACAAUCUUGUUGGAUGGUCUAAGAAGCUUUAUAGAGAAAGAAGAAUUAUUGAAAUACUUGAUCCUGAUUUGGUUACGCAAACAUCCAGUGAAGGUGAACUUUUUCAAUAUUUGAGAAUUGCUUUUGAAUGUUUAGAGGAAAGACCGUAUCGGCGUCCGACGAUGAUACAAGUGAUGGCGAUGUUUAAAGAGCUUCAAGCUGAUACAGAUAAUGAUAGUGUUGUUGAUGGUUUCUCUAUGAAAGACAAUGUUAUUGAUGAAACAUGAGAAAAAAGGUUCUGUGUUGUUGAACUGAUUUUACAACAAUUCUGGUUACAUUUUUUUUCUUUCUUUUUGUACAUAUGAUAUUUUGUUGAGGUUAUAGACAGAAUUCAGUUACUUGAAAUUGGAGACAUUUUUGAGCCUAUGAAAUUUUGUCACUACAUAGUGAACCUUAUUUUUGCUGAUACUGUCUUCAGUAUAACUUGUUUUCCAUUUUCA